AUGGCAGAUGAUGACACCUUGCAGGAAUUGGCUAGGGACAGCGAAUCAAACGAAGAGCCUGCACUAGGCGAUGAAGCAAGGUGCGAGCACUGCCAGAAAUGUUCUUACUUCGGACGAUUGGAAAGCUAUGAAAGAAAAGGGAACUUGGACAUUCGGGACCACCUCAAAAUAUACAUGGGUGCAGACGAUGAAAGACCCCUGAAGGAGACAGCAGAAGAAUACGUGGCAUUGCACUACCCUCAAGCCUACACCAAGGCAUAUUCCUUACCUGAGGGGUACAUCUUGCGCAAGAGGAAAUUCACUGAACUCAGGUUAGAGGUCCUCAAAAAGGAAAAAGACGUCACCAUGCCCCCGGACCAACUUUCCGUUGCCAUUGUGUUUGAUAGAGUAAAAGGGGCAUUCCAGGGUUUGCCGUCCCUCACAGUCCAGGAUUACGCUUUCGAUGACACCUUGCUCAAGGGCAUUAACGAGAAACUGAAAAACAAAUUCUUCUUGGAGUUUGGAGUGACUAAAGACGACAUAAAAUCUGGUGAUCACGACGUCUUCGGAACUGCGAUAUCCGGAAGUAACAUCUUGGGACUCUUCUUUCAAAUCAAGGGAGUAACAUCCAAGACUAGCCAAAGGGGAAUCCUUAAUUCAAUUCGGAAAGCAACAGAACAAGUCGAGAAAGAUUUUAACAUUUUUCGUACUCUAUGUAGUGAAUUCCUGAAUCCGACCGUGAAGUUAGCUGGAUUCGUAGCUUUACCGAUGCUUUCGAAGAUGGAAUUGCAGAAACUGAUCGAAUGCAGUGACUGCAGGAUGCGAAUCCUCGUGUCUGAAGACGUGGAUCAUCCAGAAAGUUUCAGAACGUUUCUGGCGAGACACAAUAUAAUUUUGGAGAAACCCUUUGACUCGAAUUCUGAGUGCCCAGUCAUGAAGACCUUCAAGGAUAUAUUCGACCUUUAUGUUUCUGCUGCAUCAGCUCUGGACCUCCCACGAAAUCCCCAUCAACUGUACAACACGAGCGAGGAACAAAUGAAAGAGAUGACUGUGCUUCUCACUCCUCAACAAAGGAAACUAGCAAAGAGUGAAUCAAGGGUCAUAUUCCUCGCUGGAGGAAGUGGAACCGGGAAGACCUUCGUCCUCAAGAGAAGAGCCUUGAAAUUGCAGGAGAGAGGUGAAGUCUUGCUGAUAAACGUCGCCGGAGGACUCUUGACUGAAGAGUUUCGAUACGCAUUUGAAGGUAAGGAUGGAAUCACAGUCAUCGAUGGGAGAGAGAAAGAGUUUGAGAAGGACCCGGAGAAGUUCAAGAAUUUUCUCGUGGAGAUGGGGAAAGGGAAACAUGUCCUCGUUGAUGAGGUUCCCAUCACAUUAGGGUUUCAGGGCCUACUCACAUCAGAUGCCUUAUCCGCACAUUGGACUUGGAUGGUCGAGUUGCAGGAACAUUUCAAGUCUAUUACUCUCGCAUUCAGACCCAAUGACCAGUCCUACUACAGAGACUUCCCCCUCCAAGAUGUAAAGCCCGGAACCAUUCAGAUAGACGUCCUUGACCGUGUGAAAAGGAAUAGCAGGAAGAUAUCAGAGCUGUUCCAGGCGAUUGGUGAUUACUUUCGCCGGAUCUUCAUAUCCCAUGAGAAAACCCUUCCGAUGGACAUGAAAGAACCUGGGGGUGAAUGCCUCCCUUCUCUCUUCACGAUUCCUUCUUGCAGCGUCCUUCAUCCGAACGGAUGUGAGGACAAAAUGUUCUGCUGGACCAUGAAAGCUUGCCAUGUCGUUCAAAUCUUAUAUGCAAGAUGCACCAGAGUGCAACAUAUUCCACUCUUUGUUGUGGUUGAUGAUGAUGUGAAGAAAGCCUCUCUUGUGAACAUGCUUUCUUCCCAAGAUGACACAGUUCUUCCUCUCUUUCUCGGGGAGUUGCCUCAGCUGAAAUCACAAGAGCAAAAUCGAGGGUCGAACGAAAAGGAAAGUGAAGAGAAAAAAAGUGCAAACGGGAAUGGAAAACAAGUAGAAUUUCGCUGCUUUUCUUCUACUACGAUUUCCUUGCCCAAUCUCCUAAUUGUCACAGAGCAUGAAAUGAUCGGAUGUCAUUUUGAUAACGUCACGGUCGUCCUGGACUUCCCACCAUCUAAGUGGAUAAAUUAUCUGCGUAUGAUAGAAUCUAAUGGAAAUAACAUGAUCAUCGUGAUCGAGGAAGAAGAUUUAGCUACUGGGAAAUUCUCCCGCGUGGUGAAGGACAUCCCUGACUGGAACAUCAUGAGGGAUAGUACGACCAUUGAGGAUCUGACUAAAAAGCUUGAAAUGUGGAAGAAAAAUGAAGAGACAAUUGCCCUUCCAGAGCAUAAGGCCGUUCCUUUUACUCCUUCCUACCCAAGACCACAACCCUUUGAACUAUGGCUAAAGGAAGACGAAGAUGCUAAGAAACUUCUUAGCUCCUCGCUGAAUGGAAUCUUUGGUUACCCGGCCUCAGGAAAAUCCAGGAGAGUACACAGAGUUGUCAUGCAAGCGAUGGCGCUCCAAGAGAAAGUGCUCUUUCUCCACGGCGGAGGUAGAUUAUCUCGGGAACUCUGCCGAUGGCACUGGAGAACAGAGACUCAGCUGACUCUAAUAGACAACAUCACGGAUCACAAGGAACUAUGGACAAAGAUGAUUGAAGAAGAGCGUGUCCAGCCCCUCUCGUUCACCAUUGGUGAAUGGCCAGAUGACAUGGAGAUGCAACUACAGACUCUUAUCGAAUUUGACAAAGGACUCCACUCCCUCCAAGAAUCUGGAGGAGAAUGCCAGAUGUGCGACCAAUUCUCCUUCUACGGAGAGUUGAAGUGCUAUGAAAAGAGGGGAAACUUCGAAUUUCCAGAAAAUGUUAAAAUAUGCAUGAGGUCUACCGAUGGUAGGGACAUGAAGGAAGCAAUGGACACAUACGUGCGACAGUAUUGCUCCGAACCAUAUAGCAGAGCACAUUCCUCACCUGAGGGAUACAUUUUGGGAGGCAAGAAACUCGAAAAAUUUAUGGAAAUGGCUAAAAAAGGCAGAGAGAAUAUAGAACUGUUCCAGCUGCCCGAUGCGAUGGUGUUUCAUCGUCUCAAAGAUGCAUUCAACAAUGUGCCAUCCCUGACAGGUACUCACUAUGCCUUCAAAGAGAACUUCAGUCAGGGUGCCUCUCCAAAGCAAAAUAAGCAAAUACAAAUAAAGCAAAAAAAGCGGGAAAAGGAAAAGCAAAUACUUGAUGGGGAGUUCGACGUCCUUCGGCGGCGUUAUCAUCAUGAUGUCUUUGUCGUUGGGAUAUCUGGCAAUCAAGUAUUUGGACUUUUCUUUCGAGUUAAUGAAUUAUCAGAAACAGACCUGCACGAAGUCGUCGAAAGACAUGAGAUAAGCAUGAGGCGAAUCAAAAGAGACGUCAAUGUUUUCAGGAACACAUUUGGCGAAUAUCUGAAUUCGAGCAUAAAAUUAGCUGGUUUUGCUGCUUUCCCCUUACUUUCGAAGAUCUCAUUGCGGGAAUACAUAAAAUGCAGGAAAUGCGAAGGAAAAAUCCUUACUUCGGAAGAUCUGGACUCCUCGGAUAGCUUUUCGCGGUUUUUGAAGAAACAGGGAAUUGUAUUGGAAAAGUCCAGGGACAGGGACCCCGAAUCUCCUGUUAUGAAAACCUACAAAUACAUCUUCGAUUUCUACAUUUGUGUAGCAUCAUGUGUGGACCACCCACGCAACCCAACUGAGUUGUUCACCCAAUGCAAGGAACUAAUGACAAUGAUGCAGGUGCACCUUCCAAAGAAACAGAAGGAAAUAGUAACGAGUAAAGAAAAUACCAUUUUCAUAUUUGGAGGAAGUGGAACAGGAAAAACGACGAUCAUUAAGGAACGAGCCUUGGAAUUGGCUAAAGGAGGCGAUGUCUUGGUGAUCAACAUGAGCGGAGGAUUCCAAACAAAUAAAUUGCGACGCCUCUGCAAAGGUCAGAAUGCGGCAAAAACGUCGUAA
Darwinula stevensoni is the source of this 3945-nucleotide messenger RNA. The record is from the annotation of a GenBank genome assembly. NCBI's taxonomy places the organism in Eukaryota, Metazoa, Arthropoda, Ostracoda, Podocopida, Darwinulidae.